Molecule: messenger RNA, 777 nt
Organism: Thrips palmi
Lineage: Eukaryota; Metazoa; Arthropoda; Insecta; Thysanoptera; Thripidae
Exons: 7
Coding region: 1-777 (258 amino acids)
Source: RefSeq, a predicted model, not a curated record
AUGAGGUAUGAUCAACUCAAUUAUGGAGACGUGGGCACAGGCAUGAUGAAGUGUUGUGGGAAUCCAUGUAAAUUCUUCAUCGAAGAUGGCAGUCUUCCAGAAGACUACUGCACCCUGUGCUGCGAAGACUACAAACUAAAUUCAUACGUGGGAAUCCUGCAUGGCUGUCACCACUACAGAUGGUGCUAUUUGUGUGCGCAGACACUGCUGUGUCGGGAGCUUAAAUGUCCUAUAUGUCGUGAAAAAAUAACUGCAGUUAAAUCACAACCAUAUCAUGUCGGGCUACUGGAACCCAACAGUCAAGAGGAAAUUGAAGGUCCAUUAAUGACUUUGGAACAAGAGCCACAUGUAGAUCUAAGGGAGCAAGAGAUUCUCUCUGAGCUGGAGGAGGUCCCAGCCGCUAUGAAGGCAACAAAAGAGGAUGCUGACAAAUUGAAGCAGGAUGCUGCAGAAAUUUUGAAGGUUGUAUCUACCCCAGCUUGCCGUAGACAUCUCCGGAGCAUUGCUCGAGGAGUCACUGAAAGUGAACGACACAACAAUUACCAGGAAAGUGGCAUGCUGUAUAGCGGUCUUGGACCAUUCACUCUAUUUGAGGACAUGAAAACUCAACUCCUAGAAAUAAUAGAUAAACAAUGCAGGAACGAUCCAGUAUAUCAGUGGAGUGUUAUGAUACCAGAGGCUGUCAUUUUUGGAGCUCAAAUUAUUUUUAAAGUCUCCAAGCCAGAUGCUGUGGCUUACUAUGAAAAGACAAGUAAGCUUGUAGCAGUCCAAGAAUAG